Corticium candelabrum is the source of this 863-nucleotide messenger RNA. RefSeq lists its product as uncharacterized. The record is from RefSeq and is a predicted model, not a curated record. The transcript has 8 exons. The coding region runs from base 219 to 683 and encodes 154 amino acids. Lineage: Eukaryota; Metazoa; Porifera; Homoscleromorpha; Homosclerophorida; Plakinidae.
CGAGACAAAAAAGAAGAAGAAGAAGAAGAAGAAGAAGAGCAGUGCAGCUGUUAAUUGAAGCCCGGAGGGAGGCAUGUGUCUCAAAUAAUGCUUUCUUACUCAAAGCUGCAGCUGACUUUGUGUGCAAUGAUGAUUUGGAAGACUCUGAACCUUUUAGUAAAAGUGGCCAGACAAGAGAAAAAUCAAAGGAGUUACUUGAAUCUAGCAAAUGCCUUGAUAUGAGUGAUAUUGUCUAUGGUGAACGUGAUCCAUCUCCUGAGGAAACAGGCCAAGUUGCAAUCAUGGUUGCACUGCAGUCAUUGGAGAAGCAUGUGAAGGAGGUCGUUGAGAGAGUAUGCAAUAUUGAAAAAAUCCUAAAGGAUGCCAAGUCAAAAUCUCUUGCUACCCAUACUCCAACUGCUGGUGAACAAGUAACACCUCAACAGUAUGGCAGUCCAAAGAAGGCAGUGCUUUCUGAUGAAACAGCUUCAAGUACCAUCCCAGUUGGUGAUGUGUCUUGCAGUGUUUUUGUGGACAAAGUAGCACUGAGAAGGGUGGAGCUGAAGUCGGGGCGGAGGAACCAGCUGGCCUUAUUGCUUCUUGACAUUGUAUUUGAGCCUGCUGUCUUGGGAGCCUCUACUUGCAACGGUUCACGUGACCAAUCAAAACAGCCACUAGAUCCAAAGAUACUAGAAGCCAUCUGAAGUCACUACUUCAAACUCUUCCCUCAGUCAAAGGAAGACAAUCUCAAAGAUUCAUGGCAAAGAUGGGUAAGGCCAUCACUGACAAAGGCCUUGCAUGUGGAAAGAAGAACGUUGAAUAGUCAGUUACUUUUUGUAGAGUUGAGACUGUUCAGUUCAAUAGUGAAGUAUAGGUGAAAACCA